Aedes aegypti (yellow fever mosquito) is the source of this 456-nucleotide messenger RNA. RefSeq lists its product as uncharacterized. The record is from RefSeq and is a predicted model, not a curated record. NCBI's taxonomy places the organism in Eukaryota, Metazoa, Arthropoda, Insecta, Diptera, Culicidae. The coding region runs from base 68 to 397 and encodes 109 amino acids. The transcript is spliced from 2 exons.
UUACUAAUCAGUCAGUCAGUUUGCUAGCCAGUCGACAGUCGUCAUUCAGUUUGGCAAGAACAUUAUCAUGGUCGCACUUUUAAAAUCUGCUAUUCUACUCGGAGCGUUGGUAGCGUUUUGUUGGACGGCGGAAGCUAACAAAAUUGUUCCAUCGAAAGGCGUUUGCAGUAAUCCACCGAAUUUGCCAAUUCGAUCCUGUCCGGAGAACGAAGAGUUCCAGUGCUGUGGAGCCUGCGAGCAGCUGGGCUGUAACAAACGAGCCGGCAAUGUGAUGUGCUUCAUCUGCCCCUCGGAUUGCUACUGCAAGGAAGGUUACAUCCGGGAGAGGGCUUUCGUCGGAACGGCAGGGAACCGUGCCCGAUGCAUUCCGGUGAAGCAUUGUCCCAAAACGGUUUAGUCUUUCUAGGAUUGUAGCACACAAUUUACGAACGAAUAAAGUAACUGCUCGAAUUUUAA